Gadus chalcogrammus (walleye pollock) is the source of this 1019-nucleotide messenger RNA. Its product is annotated as phospholipid phosphatase 4-like. Gene Ontology annotation, biological process: phospholipid metabolic process. The transcript has 7 exons. Lineage: Eukaryota; Metazoa; Chordata; Actinopteri; Gadiformes; Gadidae. The record is from RefSeq and is a predicted model, not a curated record. Gene Ontology annotation, molecular function: phosphatidate phosphatase activity. The coding region runs from base 153 to 1019 and encodes 288 amino acids.
GAGGUGCAAGGCAUGCGACGAGAGGGGGAGCGCCUCUCAACUACCGAGCGCUCACUUGUGGAUUAUAACCGGACCAGUAGUGUUCAGUAGAUCAACUAGUCUCCUGUUUUCCUUUAUUUUUGUCUGACUCCUGCAGGAGUGUCUGAACCAACAUGAACAUGUCCCCGCCCGACCGGAGGAAAAACAUCCGCGCCUUGGCUCUGGAGAUCGGCAUCCGCGUUCUUCUUUUCGGAGUUUUUGUAUUCACUGAGUUCCUGGAGCCCUUCGAGCGCGUGAUCCAACCGGAGGAGCUGUGGCUGUACAAGAACCCGCUGGUGGAGUCCGACCACAUCCCCAAGAGAGUCAUGUUUGCCAUCUCCUUCCUCACUCCCUUGGCCGUCAUAUUUGUGGUGAAGAUCAUUCGGAGGACGGACAAGACGGAGAUCAAAGAGGCGUGUUUAGCUGUGACACUGGCUCUGGCGCUGAAUGGAGUCUUCACAAACACCAUCAAGUUGAUCGUGGGCAGGCCCAGGCCGGACUACUUUCACCGCUGCUUUCCAGACGGGCUGAUCCAUCCCAAGAUGCUUUGCACCGGGGAACAGGAGCUGGUGUCAGAGGGCCGCAAAAGCUUCCCGAGCAGCCAUUCCUCCUUCGCGUUCUCUGGCCUGGGCUUCACCUCCUUCUACCUGGCGGGGAAGCUGCAGUGCUUUACGGACCAGGGUCGCGGGCGGAGCUGGCGUCUCUGCGCCAUGGUGCUGCCCCUCUACAGCGCCAUGAUGAUCGCCCUCUCCCGCACCUGCGACUACAAGCACCACUGGCAAGACGCCGUGGUGGGCGGGCUGAUCGGCUUUCUGUCCGCGUACUUCUGCUACCGCCAGCACUACCCUCCCUUCCUGCACGCUGAGUGCCACCUGCCUUACGCCAGCCUGGCCGCCAACGCCGCCGCCGUGCGUCUGACCUUGCACCCCCUCCAGGACGAGCAGCCCACCGACAACUCGACCACCCUGCCCCUGGAGGGGCUGAAUGAGGGGCCCGUAUGA